CGGGAGCGCCAGUGCCAGGGCCGCAUCGGGAGCGCCAUGCCCGUGGAGACGCUCCGGGCCAGCCACGCCAUGAGCAGCGUUCCGGCCACGGCGCCCUUCACCUCCGCCAUGCCCUUCCGCAUCCUGAACAAGGGGCCCGAGUACUUUCGCCGGCCGGCAGCCAGCGGCGCCUCCCGGAAGCCCAGCGCAGUGGAGCGGCUCGAGGCGGACAAGGCCAAGUACGUCAAAAGCCAGCAAGUGGCCACCACCAAGCAGGACCCGGUGAGGCCGCUGGUCCUCAAGCAGCCACUCUUCACCCCUGGGGUGAGGCGGGCGAUGUUCACCCCCAGCCGCAAGACCCCCCACGCGGGCCGGCAGGGAGAGGGCUGCGGGGCCAAGUCGUCCCUCAACCUGGAAAUCCUCAACAACCUGAUCAACUUCUGUGACAGUCCCCUGGCCUUCCCCAAGCCAGAGAUGAGUCCUUCGGAGUGCCCGUGGGCGCCCGAGGUCCACGGCCGGAAUCCGGGCAGCCUCCCCUCCACCCCCAAGAAGAAGGGCUCGGCUUCCUCCAAGCCGUCCAGCACCGUCGCCGUCCGCCGGGUGGACGUCCGGCCCUGUGGGGUGUUGCGGGCCAGGGGCACCCCGCCCAUCCAACUCUCCCCACUCCCCGCUCCACCGGGCCCCCCCAAAACCCCACCCGCCACCCCCUUGAGCUGCCCCAGCCCGCGGGGCGAGCCGCGGACCGAGAGUGCCAAACGCCAGGCCUUGUUGCACCGAUCCAAAUCGGACCUGAGCGACCGAUACUCGCGCGCCACGGCCGACUUGGAGCGCUUCUUCAACUACUGUGGCCUGGAUCCUGAGGACGUGGGAGACAUGGAGAUGGAGCGGUUCACUCGGGCCAGCUCGGACAUCGUGUCUGUUAAGUUCCACAGCGUGAGCACCAGCAGCUCGGAAGGGACCCGCUCCCGGCGCAGCACGGUCACCUUGGAGGAGAGGCAGGCCGAGCGCAUGCCUUACGGGAUCUCCAUCAUCGAGCGCAAUGCUCGGGUCAUCAAGUGGCUGUACGGACUCAGGCAGGCGAAAGAGGCCCAAAAGGUAUCCAACGUAUAGCAGCUGUGGGGGGGGGGGGCUCCAACGUUGGGGGGGCGACCCGCUCAAACUUUGCCCAAGAUGUUUGUUUCUGUCUGCAGUUUGCCAUUCAAGGGAAACUUUUGCAAAGAUGCUGUAACUAGUAGGGGUGUGGCAGUAGAUUCAGGCUGCCCAGGAUCCCUCCCUUCAUUUUAAUCCUAAAAUC
Candoia aspera is the source of this 1273-nucleotide messenger RNA. RefSeq names its product family with sequence similarity 110 member A (gene FAM110A). Lineage: Eukaryota; Metazoa; Chordata; Lepidosauria; Squamata; Candoiidae. The record is from RefSeq and is a predicted model, not a curated record. Bases 37 to 1089 code for a protein of 350 amino acids. The transcript has a single exon.